Molecule: messenger RNA, 633 nt
Organism: Seminavis robusta
Lineage: Eukaryota; Bacillariophyta; Bacillariophyceae; Naviculales; Naviculaceae
Source: the annotation of a GenBank genome assembly
AUGGGAAUAAAGUUUUCCCCUAAGGUUAAGGCAACGAUCAAUGUUGACCUUUCCUUAAUCAUUGACGUGGCUCCAAACAGCAGAAACAACGAAACCGCACCCAACUCACAGGCAUUGAAAGACAACAAUGAUAAUAGUGAAAAUGUGGACUUUGAGAUACUCCUCUCUGGUGAAGCUGGGGUCGUUUUUGAAGUGGUGAGCAGCUUGGGUGGUAGAACAGAGACCCAUACAGUUGACCUUUCGGGGGUUAUCACUGUAGAGGCUGACAUGUAUUUGUAUGUUAGUGGCGAAGAUACAAAGCUCAUGCUUGCUGCCAGUAUCAACGUCAUGCUGGGGGGCAUCUGUGGUAUGACCCCUUAUGCUGCAGUCAUUUGUGAGAUAUUUAGUGGUGACUCCGAAUUAGUAGGUGCCAUUCGAUCCUACGCCGACAAGACUGGAUUUGGAGUUCAACUCGAGCUUUCCGGCUACAUUGGAUUGAAAAAUGACUUUAUGGAAGAUGUGCUCAAUUGGCCUUCUGAUGGCCACAGCUUUAGCUUUGGUGUCACCCUUGCUUACAGGGGAAGCACAAUCAAUGCAUGUGUACAGGUGGAUGGGAAUGAAUCUUGUUUUCACAGAUGUAAUAGUGACAGGUGA